Myxocyprinus asiaticus (Chinese sucker) is the source of this 2942-nucleotide messenger RNA. RefSeq lists its product as uncharacterized. The record is from RefSeq and is a predicted model, not a curated record. The coding region runs from base 142 to 1191 and encodes 349 amino acids. Gene Ontology annotation, cellular component: cell division site; microtubule cytoskeleton; synaptic vesicle. Lineage: Eukaryota; Metazoa; Chordata; Actinopteri; Cypriniformes; Catostomidae. The transcript is spliced from 12 exons. Gene Ontology annotation, biological process: regulation of exocytosis; cell division; cytoskeleton-dependent cytokinesis. Gene Ontology annotation, molecular function: molecular adaptor activity; GTPase activity; GTP binding.
AAUGGCGUCUGUUGCGCCGGUGUCACAAUCCAUGAGUGAACAGGCAUUGUGGGAUAAGGGCGGAAUUGUAGAGGUUUCCGGAUUCCCUGAAUUGGCCUGCUGAGAAGAGAAAACAAGGAAGAUUAGCCACACAGGAGAAUCAUGUCACAGUCUGGAGAAAAAGGAAAGUUCCCUGAUGCUGCUGGAUAUGUCGGCUUUGCCAACUUGCCCAAUCAGGUUCACAGGAAGUCUGUCAAGAAGGGAUUUGAGUUUACACUGAUGGUUGUCGGAGAAUCUGGUCUUGGGAAAUCAACUCUUAUUAACAGCCUUUUUCUGACCGAUCUCUACCCAGAACGCUACAUACCUGGAGCAGCAGAGAAAAUCGAGCGCACAGUUCAGAUCGAAGCAUCCACCGUGGAGAUCGAGGAGAGGGGAGUGAAGCUCCGCCUCACUGUGGUGGACACGCCGGGAUACGGAGACGCCAUCAACAGCCUGGAUUGCUUUAAGACAAUCAUCCAAUAUAUUGAUAAUCAGUUUGAGCGAUACCUGCACGAUGAGAGCGGACUGAACCGUAGACACAUUGUCGACAACAGAGUACACUGCUGCUUUUACUUCAUCUCGCCGUUUGGACACGGUCUGAAGCCUCUGGAUGUCGAGUUUAUGAAGGCGAUCCACAGUAAAGUCAACAUCGUCCCUGUGAUCGCUAAAGCUGAUACUCUCACACUGAGAGAGAGAGACCGACUCAAGAGACGGAUUUUGGAUGAGAUCAGUGAGCAUGGUAUCCGGAUCUACCAGCUUCCUGACGCUGAUUCGGACGAAGACGAAGAAUUCAAGGAACAGACGCGUGUCCUAAAGGCCAGCAUCCCUUUUGCCGUGAUUGGCUCAAACCAGCUGAUUGAGGUGAAGGGCAAGAAGAUCCGUGGACGUUUGUACCCAUGGGGUGUGGUGGAGGUGGAGAACCCCGAACACAAUGACUUCCUCAAACUGCGCACGAUGCUAGUAACUCACAUGCAGGACCUACAGGAGGUCACUCAGGAUCUACACUAUGAGAACUUCCGUUCGGAGAGAUUAAAGAGAGCCGGCAGAGCGGUUGAGGAGGACGUGCUGGACAAAGAUCAGAUCCUCUUGGAGAAGGAUGCUGAGCUGAGACGCAUGCAGCAGAUGAUCGCACAGAUGCAAGCGCAGAUGAAAAUGAAACCAGGAGACGACUAAGAGUGUGUGUCUAUGUAUGUAUGCGUGUGUGUUUGUGUAUUGUGGGAACAGGAAGUGCCAUCUUAUUGGAGGUUUCAUCCUCCCCAAUUUUAAACACUAUUCAUUAGUUAAAUCCCUUAAAAGACUAUCAAGAUUGAAUUGUUACCCUGUUAAUGACAUCUAGAUCAUGUGACCUUUACUACUUUACAGCUCCGCCCAUAUGAAUAACCUCUAUACUUUUAAAAACGGUCCAUUAUGACGUAAUUUCGUCAUCCGUUUGUGUCAAAGCAGGGAAAACUCUUUUAAUUUAUUUAACUUGUAGUUAGUCACGGUUUCAUUGCGAAAGUUAAUCAUUUGUUCAUCCAUCAAGAAGCAUUCAUACACAUUCAAAAUAUACUAAAAUAAAUAUAAAACAAAGUUAAGGUUAUGUUUACCACCAAAUACAACUUUAUAAUAUUUUACACUAGACAAACUUUUUUAUUUGUAGGUAAAUUAAGUAAAUUCUUUAGUAAAAGUUAUACAUAUCAUUUACAAGUAUGCAUAUUCUGUAAGGUUUAAACAUGAAAAAAUAUACUGUUUCUUGAUUUUUCUCUGCCAAACUGCUUAGCUGCUUAUACAGUUAUUUUUCAUGUAUCUGCAUCACAUAUGUUUACCAGUUGAUCCCAUUAACACUUUAUAACACACAUACAGUGCUUUCAUUGUGCAUUUGUAGAUGCAGUCUAGUCAAGUUUACGGUCUUACCACAUGCUGGUUAAUAACUAUAAAGCAUUCAUACACAUUCAUGAAUAUUGAAGUUAGGCAGUUUUCUGAGUGUGUGUUUGGAAAUGUCUUUAUUCUGAUAAAACAGUCAUGUGUGCUUAACAUUACAUCUUUAAUUAAUACAGCGAAAGUAGCACAUGCAUGUUUAAAUAUAUCAUCAUUAAGAAGCAGAGUCAAAUGCUUGCAAAUCAACUUUUUCUCAAAAUAGGUUAAAUCUCAAUUUUUUUUUUUUAAACAAAUCUGAAGGGUGUGUAAGAUCCAAGCCUUGUGUAGGACAGCGUUUCCCUCAAGUGGACAGUACUGAGAAGAAGAAACCCCCAGAAAAAACAAUGUGAAAAUUCAAAUCACAAUUGGACAAUCUCUUGAAAUUUAGCUUAUAUUGUUUUGUUGUUAACUGGAUUGUUGAGCUCAGCAGUGUGAAUGUUGUGAUGGUACUAAAUGAUGUGCAAGUUGAAGUGCUGAUCAUGGUAUCACCGGGUCAGCACUCUGAAAUCUGAACUCAUUCACAGAAAUGCCUUAAAAAUCCACCUAUCAUAGAAAUAUUCUGCAGACAUUUAAGGUUUCUCUUUUAAUACUUAUAUUGUCUUUGUUCUGGGUUUUCUGUUGUUUUAUAUCAGUUUUAUUGCUUGUUUUUUGCUACUUUGCUUCUCUUUACUUACUACUAAACAUUAUACUACAGAGACAAAUUCUAGUUAAUCUUUAUAUUUCUUGUUUACCAGGAACGUUUAACUUUAUAUGUUUUAAAGAGAAGAACGGUACUAGUAUUAAGGUCAGAAAGACAAUCAUUGUACUGAGUUAUUUGCUAGUUAUUACUGUCUAAACACACUGAUUUUGUUUUGUUGUAUUUGUGGUUCAGCGCAGUUAUUUUGACUUGGUUAUCUCCUGUUAAAAAGAAUAACACAGUUUUCAUCUUGCGGUACAGUAACAGUGAUGCUUUCCUAUUUUAAAUGUUCCUUUUUGUACUUGCUCACGUUGAGAAAUAAAAUGACUUUGAGUCAUCUGUUGUGAAAUGC